AUGGGGCUGCAGGAACAUCGGGAAGCCUGGACACCAGGGCCCACUGCCUGGAAGGCCCAGGCCCUCACCGGGCUCUGCACGUACUCUGAGGGUAGUGGGAGGGAUGAGGGUGGAGUUGGAACCAAGAAGAAGAGCAAACCCUUGAACCUCAAGAUCCACAGUGGCGUGGGCAGCUGCGAGAACAUCCCUGCCCAGCAGCGCUCCCCGCUCCUGUCCGAGCGCUCCCUGCGGUCCUUCUUUGUGGGCCAUGGGCCCUUCCUGCCCUCCACCCCGCCCGUCCACACUGAAGCCAAUUUCUCUGCAAACACACUCUCUGUACCUCGCUGGUCACCACAGAUCCCACGCAGAGACCUUGGCAAUUCCAUCAAGCACAGGUUUUCCACCAAGUACUGGAUGUCUCAGACGUGCACGGUCUGCGGGAAAGGGAUGCUUUUUGGCCUCAAGUGUAAAAACUGCAAGUACUAUCGCACAAGACCGGUCUCCAGCCCUCAGGGCAUCAGCACAGACAUCUUCACUAGUGCCAAGGCCUUGGCUCUUCCUGCUGACCACAUCCCUGUCCCUUACCAGCCAGACUCCAGCAGCAACCCCUCCUCCACGACGUCCUCCACGCCCUCCUCACCGGCACCCCCCCUCCCUCCCAGCGCCACGCCGCCUUCUCCCCUGCACCCUUCCCCGCAGUGCCCGAGACAGAAAAAGAACUUCAGCCUUCCAGCUCCCCAUUUUUACAAAUACAAGCAACAGUUCAUCUUCCCAGAUGUGGUGCCUGUACCAGAGACGCCCACCCAGGCACCCCAAGUCAUCCUGCAUCCUGUCACCUCGAAUACAAUCUUGGAAGGAAACCCAUUACUUCAAAUUGAAGUGGAACCAACCUCCGAGAAUGACGAGAGCCACAACGAAGCCGAGUCCGAGGAUGAAUUUGAAGAGAUGAACCUGUCCCUCCUCUCAGCCCGGAGCUUCCCCCGAAAGGCGAGCCAGACCAGCAUCUUCCUUCAGGAGUGGGACAUCCCAUUUGAACAGCUAGAGGUUGGGGAGCUCAUUGGGAAGGGCCGCUUCGGGCAGGUUUUCCAUGGACGCUGGCACGGCGAGGUGGCCAUCCGGUUGAUCGACAUAGAGCGGGACAAUGAGGAUCAGCUCAAGGCCUUCAAGCGGGAAGUGAUGGCCUACAGGCAGACGAGGCACGAGAACGUGGUGCUCUUCAUGGGGGCCUGCAUGAGCCCACCCCACUUGGCCAUCAUCACCAGCCUCUGUAAGGGACGGACACUCUACUCCGUGGUGAGGGACGCCAAGAUUGUCUUGGAUGUCAACAAAACCAGGCAGAUCGCACAAGAGAUUGUAAAGGGCAUGGGCUACCUCCACGCGAAGGGCAUCCUUCACAAGGACCUCAAAUCAAAGAAUGUCUUCUAUGACAACGGUAAAGUGGUCAUCACAGACUUCGGGCUCUUCAGCAUUUCCGGGGUGCUGCAGGCUGGCAGGCGGGAUGACAAGCUGCGGAUCCAGAACGGCUGGCUGUGCCACCUGGCCCCAGAGAUCAUUCGCCAGCUGUCCCCUGACACAGAAGAGGACAAGCUCCCGUUCUCCAAGCACUCGGAUGUCUUUGCACUUGGGUAA
Molecule: messenger RNA, 1608 nt
Organism: Apodemus sylvaticus (European woodmouse)
Lineage: Eukaryota; Metazoa; Chordata; Mammalia; Rodentia; Muridae
Product: kinase suppressor of Ras 2-like
Exons: 13
Coding region: 1-1608 (535 amino acids)
Biological process (GO): protein phosphorylation
Molecular function (GO): ATP binding; protein kinase activity
Source: RefSeq, a predicted model, not a curated record